Messenger RNA from Moneuplotes crassus, 1413 nucleotides. The record is from the annotation of a GenBank genome assembly. Lineage: Eukaryota; Ciliophora; Spirotrichea; Euplotida; Euplotidae.
AUGUCCAUUAUGGAUUACUUCGAAAUCUUAGAGAAUGUAAAGUUUGAGCUCUCUGAUUUACCACUUCUUCAGGAGCUGAUCAAUUCUGACGAAGAUCAUAGCAUUUUAUUAGCAGUAGUUGAACUGAGGAAAAUGCUAUCAAUUGUUGACAAUUCUCUGAUCCAGAAUAUAAUCGACACGGGCUUAUUGUCUCAGCUAAUUGCUUUGACUUGUAGGAAUGAUAUUCCUAAAAUUCAGUAUGAAGCCUUGUGGUGUCUUACAAACAUUGCUCGUGGCAAAGCUGAGCAUGUGCAGGCUCUAGUUGAUAAAGGCGUCAUCCCCAUAUUCACCAACUUGCUUGGAACCAUUCAGAAGAAUGAAUUAGGACAAGAGAUAUUGCAUUGUCCUCACCCAAUGAAUUUUAUUGAACAGAGCACACGGGCUUUAUGAAAUAUUUCUAGUGAAGAUUCUCGCUAUAGAGCUAUGAUUCUUGAAGAAAAAGCUCUAAAGCCACUGGCGAAUAUUCUCAAAAAUGCGGAACCAAACUCAGUGAUGGCUAGGAAUUGCAUGUGGUGCAUCUCUAACUUAUUGUGGGGCAGGCCUUUUCCAACAAUUGAGGAGCUUUUAUAUAUCAUUCCUAUUAUCAAUGAGUCCUUCAAAAUUAAUGACAAAGAGGAGAUAAUUAUUGAUUGUGCAUGGGCUAUUUUCGAUAUCUCAGAUGCCGGAGAGCAGACAAUUAAUAAAAUGCUCGAGUUGGGAAUUAUGAGAACAAUUAUCCUUCACCUUAAUUCUUGCAAUGCUAAGAUAAUUGUUCCAUUAGUGAGAACACUUGUCAACUUCAUGACAGGAGACGAUAAAGAGAAUCAGGCUGUCAUUGGUGCUCAGGUGUUGCCUCGUCUCCAUGCUCUGCUAUCUCAUCCAGAUAAAGUAAUUGUAAAGAAAACUUGUUGGACAUUAUCUAACAUUUGUGCUGGAACAAUCAGCCAGAUUUCAUGAUUGAUAGAACUAGGAGUCAUUGACAAGAUGAUUGACCUUUGCCAUGAUGAUGACCAUACCAUUCAGAGAGAAGCUGGCCGGGCCAUUUCUAACGCAACUACUUUGAGAGAUCCCGACAUCGUUUCAGAAAUUGUGAAGAGAAAAGGAAUCGAAGCUUUGUGUUAUUUAUUAAAAAAUAAAACUGAUAUGCCAACUACAUUUGUUCUUCUAGAAGGAAUCAGAAAUUGCCUUGAUGUUGGCCAACAGAGUUUGACCAAUGAGGAAGGAGAGAACCAAUUUGCUUUAAUUGUGGAGAAUUGUGGAGGCCUAGAUACGAUUGAGAGCUUUUAUACUCACGAAGAUAGUAAACUUUACAAACUCUCAGAAGAGAUUAUUGAUUCAUACUUCCUAACAGAAGUUAAUCUUGACGGAGAAGAAGAUAUGAUUCAGCAUUUCUAA